AUGUCGACAUCAACUGAAUUAUUUUGUCGUUUUCCUAGAUCGGUCGAACUCAUACAAGACUUUGAGGAUAUUACUCCAAGUCCGAAGGCGCAAAGUGAGUGCAGAUGUGCCCUUUACUCAGGUAAUGGACAGGUAUUUGCAUAUACACAGCCGACAGAGGUUGUAAUAUUGGACACCUCAAGUCUAGCUAAACUUUAUCAUCGCAUCGACAUACCUGAUGUAUUUGAUUUAAGCUUUUCGCCAAAGGGAACAUACUUGUGUCUUUGGUGCAAGCCUGUGCUUUUGAAUAAAGAGGAUGGAACAUGGAACAAGAACUUGAAAAUUUUCAACAUCAAGUCAAAAGCAAUUGUUGCUGAAUGGAGUGCUAAGCACCAAAAUGGGUGGAAGCCUCAAUUCACUAGUGAAGAGACUUUGUUGAGUAGAGGGCUCAAUAACCGUGAGAUUCAAUUUUUUGAAUUGAAAGCUGAUAGCGAUGCCGCAAUCAAUAUGAACCAGCCUUCUUUCAAGUACAAGGUUGAGGAUGCCAAGGGAACCUUCCAGAACUUUCAGAUUUCUCCAGGCAGAAACCCUAGCGUGGCUGUUUUCAUUCCAGAGAAAUCAGGAAAGCCGGCCAAUGUGCUGAUUUACAACAUACCUAAUUUCAAUCAGCCAGUUUGUUUCAAGAAUUUUUUCAAAGCCGAAAGAUGUUCGUUGAAAUGGAACUCAUUGGGUACUGCAUUAUUAGCAUUGGCAUCAACUGAUCACGAUACUUCGAACAAGUCAUACUAUGGAGAAACCAACCUCUACUUGUUAGGUAUCGCUGGUGCUUAUAACUCAAGAAUUGAUUUGACUAAAGAAGGGCCAAUCCAUGACAUAACUUGGUCACCAACUGCUCGUGAAUUUGCAGUUUCGUACGGUUAUAUGCCUUCCGAAACAACUUUCUUUGAUGCCAGAGGCAAUGCUAUUCAUUCCUUGCCCACAGCAUCAAGAAAUACUAUCUUGUAUUCACCUCAUGCCAAAUUUGUGUUGGUAGCGGGAUUUGGAAACUUGCAAGGUACUGUUGAUGUUUACGAUCGUCAAAACAAGUUUUCCAAAGUUGUGUCAUUCGAAGCUUCAAAUACUUCAGUUUGUGAAUGGUCUCCAUGUGGUCGCUUCAUUUUGACAGCCACUACUUCCCCGAGGUUGAGGGUUGAUAAUGGUUUGAAGGUAUGGCAUGCCAGCGGGAAACUCAUCUAUUUGAAAGAGUUUCCUGAAUUGUAUUCAAUUGGAUGGAAGCCACAGGAUUUAUCGCUCUUCCCACCAUUGAAGACCUUGGAGCCAGCUCCAGAAGCGCAUGAAUCUGCCAAGGAAUACACUGCCAAACGUGAGGCAGUAACCAAUUCAGCCGCUAAAAAGCCAGCUGGUGCAUACCGUCCGCCACAUGCACGUGGCGGUGCUGCACUGAGUUCAGCCUCUAGCUUGUAUCAGAAAGAACUUGAAAAUAACUUGAAAAACGGUACCCCACCACCUACACCACCACCAGGUUUGUCGAGAAACGGGGGUGCUAGGGUUAGAACAGUACCUGGAGCUGCCCCAGUUGUUGAGAAGGAAAGUAAAGCUGCUGCUAAAAAUAGAAAGAAGAGAGAAGCUAAAAAGUCCAAAGAUGAAUCUCCUGCUCCAUCCACAUCUGGUGGCGAGCGCACCUCUACUCCUACUCCCCCAGCACCUGACUCCACCGGUGCGGGUGUGAUUGGAGGUGUUGUUUCCGUAGAGGAGAAGAAAAUUAGAUCGUUGUUGAAAAAGUUGAGGGCAAUUGAACAAUUAAAGAUGAAGCAAGCUAGUGGCGAGCCUUUAGAAGAUACCCAAGUGGUGAAGAUUUCAAAGGAGGAUGAAAUAAGAUCUGAAUUACUGACACUUGGAUGGACGGAGUAG
Molecule: messenger RNA, 1890 nt
Organism: Lodderomyces theae
Lineage: Eukaryota; Fungi; Ascomycota; Pichiomycetes; Serinales; Debaryomycetaceae
Exons: 2
Coding region: 1-1890 (629 amino acids)
Biological process (GO): translational initiation
Cellular component (GO): cytosolic small ribosomal subunit
Molecular function (GO): translation initiation factor activity; mRNA binding; protein binding
Source: RefSeq, a predicted model, not a curated record